Molecule: messenger RNA, 4122 nt
Organism: Saccostrea echinata
Lineage: Eukaryota; Metazoa; Mollusca; Bivalvia; Ostreida; Ostreidae
Product: probable cytochrome P450 49a1
Exons: 9
Coding region: 11-1564 (517 amino acids)
Molecular function (GO): monooxygenase activity; heme binding; oxidoreductase activity, acting on paired donors, with incorporation or reduction of molecular oxygen
Source: RefSeq, a predicted model, not a curated record
UCACUUUGUUAUGUUCUUCAAAAAUGACGUCAUCCGGAUGGUGUACUCGGUUCCUAGUCGACUGUUUUCAUCACCUUGCCAUGUUCCUGAGCAAUCCUUAAAGAAAGUCAGACCAUUUGAUGAAAUCCCGGGUCCCUCUGGUCGUUACAGCAUACCUUUUAUUGGACAAGUGUUUCACUAUGAGCCUUUCGGUCAGUAUUUACCAAGCACUUUCACAGAUUUUCUACGUGAUCUGCACUGUCAAUAUGGGCAAAUAGUCCGCCAGAGGGCAGGCAUGGACUGGAUGGUCUUCUUGUUUAAUCCUGUCGAUAUACAGCAAAUUAUGUUUCAUUAUGAAAAAUAUCCCCUCCGACCCACGCCUCAUUUAAUGUAUUCAUACGCCAAACGGAAAAAUGUUCCAUUAAGUAUGGCAUUUCUGAACAAAGAGAAGUGGGUGGAAGCACGUAAACCCAUUCAGGAAGUCAUCCUCAAACCUUAUGUUGUUUCCAAAUACUUCAGUGAGUUUACUGACAUAGUGGAUGAUUUUCUGAUGUGUAGAAUCGAUAGGGACAAUCGGAUUGCUGAUGUUCUGGAGGAACUCACGCGACUCACAAUGGAAAAUUCUGGGAUAUUAUGUUUUAACAGACGUCUUGGUAGUUUUUCCCAUGACCGACAAGAACUUCUUUCAAACAUUAAAGAUGUGCAUGCUUAUUUGGGACAAUCGUUUGAUAUCUUCCCGUGGUACUGCCUGUUUCCAACUAAUUUCUAUUUAGAUUUUGAGAGAGCCUAUGAUACAGUUCGAAACACGACACGACAAAGCCUUAAUGAGUGUCUAGAGACAAUCAACUUCAAACGCGGGAUGAUCUCCAGAGGCCUGCAAGAUUUCACAUUCUUAGAGAAGUUAAUAUUGGAUCAUAGAAUGACACAUGACAGUGUGGAGAGCGCCAUAACGGACAUGUUUAUUGCAGGAACGGACGCGACAGCCAACGCCUUGUCAUUCGUCCUUUAUCAUUUAGCGAAGAAUCCCUUGGUGCAGGACCGACUGUAUGAAGAGAUAACGCGCUGUUGUACAAAUGGUCUGAUCUGUGAAUCUUCUUUUGCAGACAUGCCUUAUCUUAAGGCUUGUAUAAAAGAAUCCCUUCGACUUGUUCCUCCUUUGAGAGAUGGUGUGCGUCGACACGUGGAAAAAGACACAGUGGUUGCCGGCUUCCAUAUACCAAAAGGAACAACGUUGGUAUUUUGCAAUAGCAUCAUAUCCUCUGACAAGAACUAUUUCCCGGAAGCCCAUGAGUACAAACCUGAGAGGUGGCUCCGGAAUUCGCCCUUACGUAGGAAUAUCCAUCCCUUUGCCGUUCUCCCCUAUGGUUUUGGUCGCAGAAACUGUAUCGGGCAAAGAUUUGCUGAUCUCCAAAUGCGCAUAUUCAUUGUUAAGCUGCUUCAGAAUUUUUCGCUAAGCCUUGCUGAGAAAGAAGAGCAACUGCCAUACAAGUACACAAUAUUUGCUGCACCUUCAAAAAAGUUCUCUUUACAGCUAGAGAAAAGAAUCAAGAGACAAGACGAUGUCAGAUGCGUUGCAAAGGGGUAAAAAAUGAAUUCAAAAUGGAGGAAGUCAGUAUGUCCUGAAAAGUUGUAUCAUAACAAUUAAGAUGAAAAGCCUUUUGCUUGAAGGCAUGGGCUUCCUUGGGAGAGAAUUACGUUCGUGCAUUUGUUUUAAUCAAUGGUGUAUUUUCUGCAUGAGAAAAAAAUUUAAAAUUCUUUACCUAAGAAUAAAAAUGAGAUAUAUUUCAUCUGGAACCGUACUAAAUGUCAGGAUUUAAAGCAAAGAACAAUUAUUUCUAUCAAUGUAGACUAGGAAAAUUUUUGAACACAGUAUUUUUAUUCCAAAUGAUAAAAAAAAUAUUCUUUUUUGAUUGGCAAUUAAUUGGUUUAUCAUGUGAUAGCCAAUCCUGAAUCAUGUCAUAAUUUGCAUAACCCGCUUUAGCAAGAAUAAGUACUUGUAAACAUUUUUAAAAAUUGAAUGAAUAUACAUACAUAGAUAAAAUUAAAAGAAAAAUAGAUACACACAUUCCCUGUAAUCAUAUGUUAAUAUUACAAUUACUAAGAGCCAAUUUGAUGUUUGAAGUGUAUGAAACUACUUGAUUAAACAUAAGCCAAAUUGCAAAAUAAAAAAAAAGUUGCCUACAUAAUGUUAAGGAGGGAUUCUUGUCUGGUUUCUGACUAGAUGAAAUAUUCAAAGUAUAUUUGCUUAUAUGUUUUAUAUAUUUAGAUGUAAGAGAUAUAAAAGAUCAUAUUUUCUUUCCUCAUCACAAUUGUACAACUUUAAAUAGAAAUGGUAAACUGAGUUUGAAAUCUAGCAGGGACUAUAUUUUUGGCAGAAUGGUGGCGUAUGAAACUAUCUUCUUUUCUGCCUCUCAAAAUUAUUAUAGAACAAUGAAUUUAGGUAUAAUUUUUACACAAUCAAAGACUUGAAGAAAUUUUUAAAUGUAAGUUACAUUAAUAAUAAGGGACUAAAGUUUUUAUAUAUAUCAAAUAAAUAUGAUUUUUCAAACAAACUACAAUUAUGUAAGCUUUUAAACGCUUCCAAUCUAAAUACAGAUUUGAGCAAAAAAUCUGUAAAAAGUGUUUUUUCUCUCUUACUUAGCGAUCAAAACUUUUUGUUUUUAUAUCAUUUUGUGUCUUUGAGUGACAACUUUACUAUAUGUAAAAAUAAGAAAAAUUUGAAUAUAGGAAGCAUAUAAAAAUAACUAAAAUAUCCUAAAAAUUUAAGAAAAAUAGAGAAAAUUCGGAUUAGCCAAUAUCCAUUUUAGUUAAAUUAUUAUGUCAAUUUGGUAAUACCAUCUUAUAGACCCUAUAUGGUAAUAUCUCUUUAUGCAAAAAGAAAAACAUAUAAUCUUUUGAAAUAGAAGUAAGCAUCGCAUGAUUGGCAACAGUAUUUUUUUAUUCUUAAUAUCCAGGGAAAAGGUAAUGACCUUGACCUGACCUUGCCUCUAAUAUAAAACGGUCAAAUUUAAUCUAUCUAAUAUCAUCACUUAGUGAUAUUGUCUUCUUGAUUCUGUAAAAAUUUCAUUGAUUUUUAAAUACUAGAAAUAUGAGAAGAAUCCCUCCUUAAGCCCCUAGAACAUAUUUAGUCUCGCCGUGUAAAGGUGAGCAAACUUUUGCCUUACUGUUCAGAUUGAUUUAUUGUAUGUGGACAGUAAUGAUGCGACAAGUUUCUCUUUUAUACUUGUUUUACAUCUAUCAACUAAAUAAAACCCCUCACCAAGCAGUCUAUUUACUGGUAAACAUUAAUCCACGGAUUAUUGGAUUUGACUAGAUAGCUUUUCCUGGCGAUUGAUUUCCACAUAAGAGGGCUACACUAACAUCAAACCCCGUCAUAAUUUAUAAAGAUUUUCAAUUCAGAACCGCAGUAGGGAGUUCUUUUUAAUAUUCUUUUAUAAACUCGUCAAUUCACAAACAUUCAUUUUACCCUUGUCGCUUUGCAUUAGAUUUCAAUGACUCGAUUCUUCAGCAUUUGUAAAUUUACAAACCAGCGGUACGGACCACAAAUUCAUGUCAUUCAAGCGUUUGUAAUUUGUGUAAAAUAUCAUUCAAGAAAAAAGAGCUUAUAAGAAAACGACUGGAUGCUGUCGUCAUCUUUGUGCAGCAUAUUUUCGUUCACGGCACGACACGUCUGGGACUGAGGCAGUCGUGAGAUUCAAGUAGAUUGUCUGCAAUCAGGAAACAAGAAGUCCUAUUUCCACUUUUGUCUGUAACAUUUUCACAUAUAUUGAAUAAUGAGACCUUUUUUGUUUUUAAAUGUUUUACAUUACUCAAGAAAACGAAUUGAUUAAUGGAUUUCUUAAUUCCACAAGCAUAUGAUAUAGAUAUUUGGAAUAAUGAAAAUUCAUCGUAUUUAGGAAAAACCUCAUAAGUCCAUGGACAUUUGUUAUCUGUAGAGCUAAUGGUCUGUUUUUUUCCCUAAAUAUGAAUUUUCAUUUGUCCAACCAGAGUUGUUUUAUGUGCACAAAAAAGAAGUCGGGAUUCCUUGAUUUAGUGAUGGUUUUCUGUAUAUAUGUAGAUAUUGAUAAAGCGUUGCAUGUGUUAACAGAGAGUGAUGUUUUUAUAAAUAGCUAUUUUCUGUUCAAUAUUUAAUUUCGAAUAUAU